Molecule: messenger RNA, 2542 nt
Organism: Micromonas commoda
Lineage: Eukaryota; Viridiplantae; Chlorophyta; Mamiellophyceae; Mamiellales; Mamiellaceae
Exons: 1
Coding region: 1-2514 (837 amino acids)
Biological process (GO): microtubule-based movement
Molecular function (GO): microtubule motor activity
Source: RefSeq, a predicted model, not a curated record
AUGCGCCGCCGCCGCCGCGGUACCCCAAGCAAGCAAUCAGCAGUGAACAAACCCACCGCAUCUGUCGCCGUGAAUGAAGACACUGAUGACCGUGGUCACUCGGUUCGCGGUAAGCUUGGAUUCUUCAGGCUCGUCGGCUCCACUGUGCGCCGCUCACUCGGCUUUGCGCUGAACAGGGCAGCAAAUGCCAAGGGCGCAGAUGUAAUCAGCCCGACAGCAAGCCAUCCCAACACGCCAAGGUCAGCGGCGAGCGAUACCGAUGAGUCUGGAUAUUCACUCACUGACGAUGAUACCCUCGGGGAGCUUGUAUCACUGGCCGCUAUUCGCCGGGCACGCGCGGAUGCACUCGCCGCAGAGCUGAAAGCCGACACCAGCAAUGCAACGCCCGUCGAAGUUGUCGCCGCUGCCGCUGCAAACGAGAUCUCUGAGAAUAAUGUCGGACCCACCAGCAUCGAUAAUGGAUGCAACGCUAGCCCGGGUCGACGCGCCGAGGCUGGGCGGCAGCUCGAGGCUGAGCAGAACUUACUGCGGAUGGGCGUCACCACGCAUGCGAGGAGGGGUGAAUCUCCUGAGGCUGUCAUUGAGCGCCUGCAGCUGCAGCUGAGAGAACUUCAGGAGGACAAGGUCGUCUACGACAUCAUGGACGCGGCAAAGGAAACACUCAUCGAAGGUUUGGAGUGCGAGUUGUCUCGACUGAGGAGCGAGCAGGAGCGCAUGAACUCUGCGCAAGCUGCAGCGGAUGCGCUCCAGCGAAAGCUUGAGCUCUUGGAGACUGACCUUGGCGUGUUCUGGAAAGAAGGCGAGUCCCCGAAGCCUUCACGAGAAGGAAGCGGGUGCAGUGAAACGUCGAUUGAUGAUGACCCGAUCGUCGACACAGAGGCGCACAUUCGAGUGAACAACGCGUACGAUCUAACAGACCUGAGGGAUUCUGUCCUCGGCAGCCCGCUGAAGAGCCUGGCGAAAAUUGUAACCGCAGGAGCUAAGAUUGUCAAGGUUGUGGAUGCCGCCCUGAAGGAGGAGGACGAGGACAACUUGCCGCCGAGCGCAUCACCGCUCUCUGAGCUCAGCCUGGUGAAGGUCAGUCAGCACCGACACACGCGAUCAAGGAGUCGUGGAUCGAUUGGGCCCAACUGCGGCGGGAAGGAAAACUUUGGAGGUGAUGGAUUUGUGAAUCCCUUCUCGGAGGCGGCACUGGCAGAGUACGAGGCUGAGAAUGAGAUGUGCAGCUGGGCGUCGGAUCAGACGAGUAGGGUUCUCGAAGACGAUAGGACGAAGAGCAAAGAGAAUGCGCUUUCUGCCAUGGGUGAGCUGCCAGAGGAACCGAAGACCCUGAUCGAGGAUCCUCUGAGCGUUGACACCGUCAUCGUGCACUACGAUCGAGAGCUGGAGCAGCGGGAGAUGGACGAGACGUUCCGUCGCCACCGUCGCGCCAUGUCAGAUUUAUCCGGAACGACAUCGCCUCGAGUGGACGAUUUCCCACCCGACGCGAGAGCCGCGGAGAAGGCGGCGGUGAAGUGGGAGAAGACGACGCUCAAGCACCAGAUUGCCGGCCUUCGCGAGCGUUUCAGGGAGGCUCUCGCAGAGGCAAACGCGACGCGCGACGCGCUGGACGGCUACAAGGACACCGUCCAACGGGUCGAGUUUCAGAAGCGAUUGCUGUGCGCGCAGGUCUUGGAGCUCGAAGCCUCGCUCGCGGAGAAGGAGGAGGAGAGCGCGAGGGUGGCGGAACGCGCGAGAGAGCGAGAGCGGGAGUUACUCGAGCGCGCAAAGGCUGGAGCCAGGUUGUCGCGUCAACCGGACAGCUGGGCGGGGUUGCCGACGGCGUCCUUCUUCCUGCCAAAGAUUGUUCGACUGUGGCACCAGCUCCGGGUACCCCUUCGGCACCGCUCACAGUUCCUCCUCGCGUUCAGGGGGCGCGAGACCUUCUACUUCGAGGCUGAAUACCGGCGACUAGCGUGGCUCAAGGAGAGCCUCGUGACGGCAGCGGGAUGGAGGGUGCCCGACGACGACGACGGGCGCCGCUCUGUCGGAACCGAAGAGAUCGCCGCGCUGCCGCCCUCGCUGAGGGAGGCUGAGCGAAAGCUCGCUCGCGAGCGUCGAUACCUUCGAGGGAUGGCUCGACGCCUCGAGCGGCCCCAGUUGGAGGCCAUAUUCACCCAGUGGGGAAUACCUCUCCGAUCGAAGCGGCGCAAGCUUCGGCUCGUGAACCUGCUGUGGAGUGACACCGACGAGAAGGGGCGCGGGUGGUUGACGAACGGGUCGCGGUCGACGGAUAGGUCGCGGUCGAUCGACGAGACCGACUGCUUCGUCCGACUGCGCAAACACGCCGAGCUCGUGCUGCAGCUGCGCGGGGUUGAGGCGACGGAGGACAUGUUCGGCUUGGUGUUCAAGGCUGGGACGACGUCUGGUUCGGCGUCGAGGGACGCGGGGCGGUGGCGCGCGGCUCGGAGCCUGCAAAGUUUGUGGACCGCCGCGGGGGGUGGGCGCCGGCGACUCGAGACUAUCGGGAUUUAAUUCUGCUAAGGUUAGUAGCUACAUAUGA